Molecule: messenger RNA, 3749 nt
Organism: Oryzias melastigma (Indian medaka)
Lineage: Eukaryota; Metazoa; Chordata; Actinopteri; Beloniformes; Adrianichthyidae
Gene: trpc4b
Product: transient receptor potential cation channel, subfamily C, member 4b
Exons: 10
Coding region: 260-3145 (961 amino acids)
Biological process (GO): calcium ion transmembrane transport; regulation of cytosolic calcium ion concentration; manganese ion transport
Cellular component (GO): membrane; cation channel complex
Molecular function (GO): protein binding; inositol 1,4,5 trisphosphate binding; store-operated calcium channel activity
Source: RefSeq, a predicted model, not a curated record
UGUGCGCUCCGCGGUCUGUCAGAGCGCGCGCCCUUUAGCCAACCAGAGGGAGAGAAAACAUAAUACCGUUAGUGUUGGCUAAAUUGUUGGUAACUUGAGCGUCUGCUGGAGUUUAUUAAAAAAAAUGUAACGCAAAAGAGCGUUUUGGGCUGAUUUGAAGGACGCAAAAAGAGGAUUUUACGCAGCUGCGGCGCGCACUCCCGAGUGGAGCUUCUCAUCCAACUGAGCAACCAGUGGAAGCUGACACACUGAAGCCAAAAUGUCCCAGCUGUAUUACAAAAAGACCGAGAGCUGCUCGUACAGGGACCGGAUCCCCCUGCGCAUUGUGCGCGCGGAGGCUGAGCUCUCCUCCUUGGAGAAAGCCUACCUGGGGGCCGUGGAGAAGGGAGACUACGGCAGCGUGAAGCAAGCCCUGGAGGAGGCGGAGAUCUACUUCAGGAUCAACAUCAACUGCAUAGACUCCCUGGGGCGCACGGCGCUCCUCAUCGCCAUCGAGAACGAGAACCUGGAGAUCAUCGAGCUGCUGCUCAGCUAUAACGUGCACGUGGGGGAUGCACUGUUGCACGCCAUCCGCAAAGAAGUGGUGGGAGCUGUGGAGCUGCUGCUCAACCAUAAGAAACCACGUGGGGAGAAACAGGUCCCGGGAAUUCUCCUGGACAAACAGUUCUCAGACUUCACCCCGGACAUCACCCCCAUCAUCCUCGCAGCCCACACCAACAACUACGAGGUGAUCAAGCUGCUGCUGCAGCGCGGCGUCUCCAUACCCCAGCCGCAUGCCGUGCGCUGCAACUGUGUGGAGUGCAUGUCCAGCACGGACGUCGACUGCCUGCGCUACUCGCGCUCCCGCCUCAACAUCUACAAGGCCCUGGCCAGCCCGUCUCUCAUCGCCCUCUCCAGCGAGGAUCCCUUCCUCACCGCCUUUCAACUCAGCUGGGAGCUCAAGGAGCUCAGCAGAGUGGAGAACGAGUUCAAGGCAGAGUACGAGGAGCUCUCCCACACUUGUAAACAGUUUGCAAAAGACCUUUUGGAUCAGACUCGGAGUUCCAAGGAGCUGGAAAUAAUCCUGAACUACCGUGAUGACUUAAACCCCAUCCUGGAUGAGAACACCAACGACCUGGCACGGCUGAAGCUGGCCAUCAAGUACUGUCAGAAAGAGUUUGUUGCUCAACCCAACUGCCAACAGCUGCUGGCGUCUCGGUGGUAUGAUAAAUUCCCCGGCUGGAGGAGGCGUCACUGGGCGGGAAAACUCAUCACCUGCUUCUUCAUCGGCCUCCUCUUCCCGCUAUUAUCCCUCUUCUACCUAAUCUGCCCCAAGAGCCGAUACGGCCUGCUGAUCCGUAAACCCUUCGUCAAGUUCAUCUGUCACACGGCCUCCUACCUGACCUUCCUGCUGCUGCUCUUCCUGGCCUCACAGCACAUUCACUACACAGAUAAAAAUAACAAAACCCACAGCAUUCAAGGUCCACCACCAACCAUCGUGGAGUGGAUGAUCCUGCCCUGGAUAAUAGGUUUUAUCUGGACUGAAAUCAAACAAAUGUGGGAUAAUGGUUUAGAGGACUACGCCGACGACUGGUGGAAUAUUAUGGACUUCAUCAUGAACUCCUUGUAUCUCGCCACCAUUGCUCUGAAAAUCGUUUCAUACGCGAAGAUGAAGCAAUACAAUUUUAAUGAGACCGAUGUACCCAGAGACAACUGGCAUCUCUGGCACCCCACUUUGUUGGCAGAGUCGUUGUUCGCGAUCGCCAACAUCUUUAGCUCUUUGCGCCUCAUCUCUCUGUUUACCGCCAACUCCCACCUGGGUCCUCUACAGAUUUCGCUGGGUCGCAUGCUCCUGGACAUCCUCAAAUUCCUCUUCAUCUACUGUUUAGUGCUGCUGGCCUUUGCCAACGGGCUAAACCAGCUGUACUUUUACUAUAAAACAGAAGGUGAAAAUAACUGCUAUGGCAUUCGCUGCCUUCAGCAAAACAACGCAUUUUCCACGUUGUUUGAAACAGUGCAGUCCUUGUUUUGGUCUGUGUUUGGUUUGGUUUCGCUCUAUGUGACCAACGUAAAGCCACACCAUGAAUUCACUGAGUUUGUGGGCACCACCAUGUUUGGCACCUAUAACAUCAUCUCCUUGGUGGUUCUUCUAAAUAUGCUGAUUGCAAUGAUGAACAACUCCUACCAACACAUUGCUGUGAGGGACGUGCAUGAUUUUUCCCUGCUUUUUUUCAACUACAAAAUGUUGGGUUUUUUUUCCUUUCCACACAUUUUGAUGACUUUCUUUUUCCUUUUUUUUCAGGAUCACGCUGAUAUAGAGUGGAAAUUUGCCAGAACAAAAUUAUGGAUGAGUUAUUUUGAAGAAGGGGGGACCUUACCCCCUCCAUUCAACAUAAUACCUAGCCCAAAGUCAGUUUGUUAUCUGUUUAGAUGGAUAACUAAGCAUUUGUGUAGGAGGCAAACUAAAAUAAUCCGUCAAACCUUUGAGACUUUGGGGACACGUGCAGCCAAUAACGUCAGAUUAAACCACGAGUAUCAGGAGGUCAUGAAGAAUCUUGUGAAGCGAUAUGUGGCUGCAAUGAUCAGAGAUGCUAAAACAGAGGAAGGGCUGACGGAGGAAAAUUUCAAGGAACUGAAGCAGGACAUAUCCAGUUUCCGAUAUGAAGUUCUGGGAAUGAUGAAGGGUAAACCUCACAGCGCAGUUCCAAGUCCAGUCGUCGGCUCCUUCUUGGCUUACCCUGGAAACUCAUUCAAAUAUUGCCCCAAAUCUUCCUCUGACAAUCCUCAGAAAAGGGUGUCGUUGAGCAUCGCCAACAACAACCUGGAGAGGAAAGACUCCAACACGUCCGGCACGGUUUACCCCGAGAACUCCACUAAAAGUCCAGUUGUUGUGGUUAGCACGGAAGACACGUUUUCACCUGUAGCUUCCAAUACAGGCUCCCCUCUGAAGUCUGAAAAUUUCCUCUCUCCUAAGUUUUGUGAAACGUUUUCUCCUACGGAAGAGGACGAGCAGAAAUCUGACGGGAAUAACGAGGACCAUCUGAGUGCCGAGACAGAAAACGAGGGGACUUUGGAGAAAGUAAACUCUGACGCUCAGGAAACAGAGCAUUCUGGUGCCUUUAAUUUAAGUGAAGUACCAAAUGGGCCAAAAAAGUGCAAAAACUAAUCAAAUAUUCAUGAGGUUUCUAGCUUUUAAUUAAAAUAAGUCAGCAGAAACUUCAUAGUAGUUGAAUGCCUAUUCUAAUCAACUAUAUAAUGGGACACUAUAUAAUCUUUGUAUCCUUUUAUUAUGGAUAAAGUACUGUGGAUAGCUCUUGUGUUUCUUCAGGGAUCCUUGAAAAACUUGAUUACCAAAGGAGUUCUGACACCCUGCUGCCUUUCCAUUUCCCCUCCUCAUUCAUCCCUCCUUGUACCAUAACUUAAAAUAAUCUGAUGAAAUAGUAUUACUCUUCUUAUCCUGCAUAAUAGCUUGUCCUUGUGUUGUACCGUAAAAUCAGAACAAAUAUGAAAAUCCUUCACACUGUGCAUAAACGUGCCUCUUUUUUAGAGAGCUAGAGUAUUAAAUUUGCCAACCUGAAAUGUUUAACUUUUAUUAAAACUGUUAGCGUUGGAGAAAAAUAACUUUAAUAUUGUUUGAGAAAUGUGUUUUUCACUGUUAUUUUUACCAGGUGCUAUUUUUAUUUCAGCCUUGUUCAUCUUUGAUGAAUAUUUUUUUGCAUAAAGUAAGUAAGACAUGUACUGCUGUGUAAUAAAAUACAUGUUGUCUUUUA